UUUUUUUUUUCUUCUUGUAUUGAGUGAGUUAUAAACGUAUAAUUAGUUCUUAUUAUGUAAAUGCAGACCUUAGUAGUCCCGGUUUAUUACACUUUUAAUGAAUAUAAAAAAACUAACGAAAUUUAUUUAAUUUAAUGGUGCAAAUCUUUUUAGAAAAAGAAAAAAAUAAAAUAAAAUAAAGAAUGGACCCAAAAUCCAAAAUUUCCAUAUGUACAUUCCACUUCUCUCUCUUCUUUGCAAACGUUGCUUUCUUUUGAUUCUUGAAGCUGAAUCUCUGCCUAUUUAUCUCACCAAUUUGGUCAUGGAGACAGAUGCCUAUAUUUGUCUCCACAUAUUUCUCUUUCUACAAGUGGAGUGUCCACUUUCAUCUGUGCAUUUCUGAUAGACACUUUUCAUUUGUGUUUGUCCUUUAAGUUUUCUUACAAUUUGAGAUAACUGAUAAGAAGUUGAUUCGGCCUGAUGGAUUCAAAGAAUUUUUACACUUCUAAAACCCAGUUUGAUUUUGUUAAUAAAGGUCUUUUAUAUGAUUUCUUGGUAGAUAAUAUGUAUAGGGUUGUUAGUUUCUUCUGGAGCUUUUUAUGCAGCUACACCUUUUAUCUGUUUGGAUCAUUUUUCAGCCAUUUCUUCAAGUUUCAGAAAGGUAAAAGUCUUGAGAAGUAUGAAUCAGAGUCCAAUGAGGUUUAUCAUCAAGAAGAAAAUAAUAGAAGUGGUCCAAGUUGUUUUUUGGAUUCUGAUAUUGAUCAAACUGAUGGAGAAGGAGAGAAUUCUGUUGUUAUGGAGACUGCUUUAUCGGCAAGCACGAAUAGGUAUGAGUUUCUGUCUGGCAAAGGCAUAUCUGGAUUCCUGGAAGAACCAAGAACAGCGAGUUUUAUUGUGCAUGAACUGUUUAUUGACUCAAAUAAUGAUGCAAUUAUCAGUAAUUCAAUUUUUGAUACUGGAGAAUUUACAGAAGACGAUCUCUAUGAUGUUGGAUUAGAUGCAGACAAAUCAGAGGAAACAGAGAAAACAGAUUCCUUCGCCAAAAGUUUUAUGAUUGAUGAAGAAGUGACAGAGAAACAGGGGCAAGAAAUAUUCAUGGACGAAAUGAGUACUGAAGAGGAAGGGUUUGUCACUAAUGAUGGAGCUAUUGCCGAUGAGGAUAUUGGAAAUCAAGAAUUAGAUGCAGCGGAAGCAGAGAACUUUGUCGAAAAUCUGGUGAAUGCGCAGUUUUUGAAGAAGCCAAAAGUGGAAACACUCACCACUGAGAAGGAUUCUAAUAAGGAAGAGAAGAUUCAUUUACAAAAUAGUUUUGAGAUUAAGCGGGAUUCUUCAGGUGAAGUUCAAUUACUCUCCCAAUUUCAGAGUUUUUCAUGUGAUACUGAAGAAAAAUCUGACCCUUCAAAUGAUGAGUUAUUUUUAAGGAAGGAUGAAACUGUUUCGGCUAGUCAAACCGCCGAAGAAGCAUGUAAACCCGAAAUUCUGGUGUGGCUCCAGGAGGAGAAGCAAGAAAAUGUAAGAGAAGCAGAACCAGUUUUCGAUGGAGUUGAGCCGGAAAGUUGUGAGUUUGCAGAUCAGCCCACUGAUUCAGAUGACGAAUAUAUAGAAUUAAAACCCCAGCAAAAGAAUUCAAGUUUAUCGUAUAGAGAGGACUUAAGGAAUGUUGUGGGCGGCCAAGAACAGCAAGCAUCAGCCCAAGAAAAGGCAGAAACAAAACCUGACGGUUCUGAAAGAUCUGAAGAGUCUAGCUUCAAAGACGAGAAGUCCUCAAAUGAUAUAGAGUACAUGCUGGAGCACCAGGACAUAGUAGAGCAGCUGAAACUGGAGUUGAAGCUAGCAAGAACUGGUGGCCUUCCAACUAUUCUUGAAGAGUCAGAAUCUGAAGAAUUGGAGACUCCCAAGACGGUUCAAGAGCUAAAGCCAUUGAAGAUUGAGGAAAAGAAACUCGAGUACAAAGAUUUUCUGGAUGGAAUUCACAAGGUUUACAAGAGCUACUUGGACAAAAUGCGAAAAUUGGACAUCUUGAACUUCCAGACCAUGCAUGCACUUGGGUUACUUCAGAUGAAAGACACCGUUCAGCUCCAAACAGCUCGAAAAUCAUCGCUUCUAGCAAUGACAUCUCUUCUCUCCCAAAACUUAUGGUUAUGCAAAGGGAGUGCUGUAGUUGACCCAUUGAAGAAGGUCAUUGCAGAUAUGAAUAGUGAUUUCGAAACCAUAUAUGUUGGACAGCUUUGCCUUUCUUGGGAAAUGCUCCAUUGGCAAUACUGGAAAGUCCAAGAAUUGCAAAAGUACGAUUCUCAGGGUUCCCAUCAUUAUAAUCAAGUAGCAGGCGAAUUUCAGCUAUUUCAAGUCCUGAUACAAAGAUUUAUUGAGAAUGAACCAUUUCAAGGGCCCAGGGUGCAGAAUUAUGUCAAGAAUCGAUGUGUUCUUCGCAGUCUUCUUCAAGUGCCCCUUGUUAAAGAUGAUUGUAUUAAGGAUAAGGGAAAAAGAGGAGAUGAAGGACAACAUGCAAUUACAAGCCCAACGCUAAGAGGAAUCAUUGAGCUAUCAAUGCAAGUCUUCUGGGAAUUCCUGCGUGCCGACAAAGAUGAAAGCAAUGUGACCUUUCAGGGUAAUCUGCAAGCUCAUCCUAAUCUUCAAGACCUUGUAGACUUAGAGCUAUUCACAGAUGUUCGAACUGAUUAUCAAAAGAAGGACAGAAAGCUAAAAGACAUAUCAAGAAGUGGAAAUUGCAUAGUGAAGAGGUUCAAGAAGCAACAAGAAAAUGGAAUGCAUCAAACAUUGCUGAUAGCACAAGUAGAAAUGAAACUGAUAUCAAGAGUGCUAAAUAUGGCAAAAGUAACAACAGAUCAAUUGAUAUGGUGCCAUGAGAAAUUAGACAAAAUUAACAUCAGUAACAGAAAAGUUUUUGUAGAAUCUUCAUUUUUGCUCUUCCCAUGUUAGACACGGUGAGUACUGAUAGUUGUACGUAUAUUUCCAUUUUCUGCUGUAGAUAGAAUGUUAUUCAAAAGGUACUCAUAUUAGAAAAAAAGAAAAAGAAAAAAGGAAGAGCACGUACAGUUAAGCGGAACCAUCUUCAGACUUGCUUCUCAAGUCCAAAGUUAGUCUGUCAUCUGUUAAUUCUUCUCAACUGAUUCAUAUCUUGUGG
Ricinus communis (castor bean) is the source of this 3124-nucleotide messenger RNA. RefSeq lists its product as uncharacterized. Bases 460 to 2919 code for a protein of 819 amino acids. The record is from RefSeq and is a predicted model, not a curated record. Lineage: Eukaryota; Viridiplantae; Streptophyta; Magnoliopsida; Malpighiales; Euphorbiaceae. The transcript has 5 exons.